CUCUGUGCGUUUAGCUUUUAUUUCCGCGUUCACCGAGAGAGCUGAAUGAGUCUCCACGGCCGCCGCUGUGUGUCUGACUUUAACGCCGCCAAUCUGCCUCUCCGGGCGGGGGGACUCUCAAGCAACCCCAUCGGUCAGACCCACGCUGCCGCAGCACCAUGCUCACGCGGGUGAAAUCGGCGGUGGCCAAUUUUAUGGGAGGUAUGAUGGCUGGUGGCUCAAACGGAGACCAUUCCGGUGGCUCGGAUCUGCCGCUGAAAUUCCCGUACAGCAGACCGGAGUUCCUGGGACUCUCGCCGGACGAGAUCGAGUGCUCGGCAGAUCACAUAGCGAGACCGAUCCUCAUCCUGAAGGAGACCAAGCGGCUGCCGUGGUCCACCGGCUAUGCGGAGGUGAUCAAUGCUGGAAAGAGCACGUUAAAUGAGGACCAGGCCUGCUGCGAGGUGCUGGUGGUCAAGAGGAGACCUUCAGAAAGCUCCACACCCAACCGGACUCCCAUGGCCCGCAGAAGGUCUUCACUGCCUAAUGGAGAGGGCCUGAAUCUCCGAGAUAACCUGGACAGCUCUGAAGAUCUUACCUUUCACUACUGGGCGUUGUUCGAUGGCCACGCCGGCUCAGGAGCAGCUGUCAUGGCGUCCCGUCUUCUUCAUCACCACAUCGCCCUGCACCUUCAAGAGGUGAUGGAGAUUCUCUGCACACCCAACCUGCUGCCACCCACUUGCCUGGAUGAGGAACCUAUCAAUCACCUCCUCAACGCAACAUCUAACCGUGCCCUUACCAGGGCUGCAUCACUUCGGGGGGCCGCUGGUGCACCGGGGUCCCCCAGCACCCCACCCACACGCUUCUUCUCUGAGAAGAAAGUUUCACAUGAGAGUCUGGUGAUCGGCGCCAUUGAGAAUGCCUUCAAAGACAUGGAUGUGCAGAUAGAAAAGGAGAAGGUGACCUACAACAUCUCAGGUGGCUGCACCGCUCUGGUGGUUGCCUAUUUACAAGGGAAGCUCUAUGUUGGGAACGCAGGGGAUAGCAGAGCUAUCAUAAUCCGGGCUGGAGAAGUCAUUCCCAUGUCAGCAGAGUUCACACCAGAGUCAGAGAGACAGCGACUGCAGUUCCUGGGGUACAUGCAGCCCCACUUAUUAGGGAACGAGUUCACACAUCUGGAGUUUCCGAGGAGAGUGCAGAGGAAGGAGGUGGGGAAGAGGAUGCUGUACCGUGACUUCACCAUGUCAGGAUGGGCGUAUAAAACCAUAGAGGACGAUGACCUGAAGUUCCCUCUGAUCUAUGGCGAAGGGAAGAAGGCUCGUGUUUUGGCAACCAUCGGAGUCACGAGAGGUCUCGGGGACCACAAUCUGAAAGUGCACGACUCCAACAUUUAUAUAAAGCCCUUCCUAUCCUGCUGCCCAGAGGUCAGAGUUUACCCCUUAUCGCAGUACGAACACGGAGCAGAUGACGUUAUAGUGCUGGGAACUGACGGUCUGUGGGACGUCCUCUCCAACCAGGAAGUAGCUGAAGCGGUCACCUCUUUCCUGGCAAACUGCGACCCAGAUGACCAGCACAGGUACACAAUGGCAGCUCAGGACCUCGUAAUGAGAGCACGAGGAAUGCUGAAGGAUCGAGGCUGGAGGAUAUCCAACGACAGAUUAGGCUCUGGAGAUGACAUCUCUGUCUACAUCAUCCCCCUCAUGUAUGGAAACAAGCAGAACUAAGCCAAACUACAAAACCACAACACAAGCCCCUUUCCUUCGUCCCUUCUCCUCCUUUUUAAAGUGCUUUCGUGUGGAUUUCUUCCUUUACUGAAGGAUCCAAGAUGUUUCUGUCCAGGCAUUUUGCAAUUCCAGGGUGAUUUUCCUUUUCCUUUGGUCUGGUCCAGUUUUAUAGAAAACUUGAUGACUUGAACUGUUGUCCCCCCCGCCCUCUAAUCAGAAGCCAUCAUGAACUAUGUUGUGGGGAAAAAGUUGAGAGCUUGGACUCAUGAGUGACACGGUGACGUGCAUCUCAGAAUUGCUGUGACUAACUAAUGCACAAUAUUUAGAAAUGUGAAAAUGUAAAUACACAACCUUUGAUAAGAGUGUGAUUGGUCAAACAUCUGUACACUGUUAGAAAAAAAAAUUAGACAAAAAAUCUUAAAAAAAACUGAGUCCUUUCCAUGUGAAUCUGCCACUGCUGCUCCGUGUAGGAUGUUCAUUUAGUCUGGCAUCUGCAAACACAGGCUCCUGAACUGAAGAAACGCAUUGAUGAAGAGUACACAGUUGUGCAUGUGGGCUUUUAAGAUAUUUGUUAGCUAUACGUUACCACAGGACUACUUUUUGUUCAGCCAGACCCCACGUUUUGAUGUUAAUGUUUAUUUAAACAAAAGAAACUUACAGGCAUCUUUCUGCUGCACCUGGCCAACUUUGUCUUCCUACGUUAUUCUAUGUAAAUCAUGUUGUUGUGCACUUUAUAUGGCUGCAUGCAUGCUGAAUAAAAGUCACACUCUUUCAGAUAUCCUCAAUCAUACAGUAGAAGCUCCUUAUGACUAACAGGUGCCUCUAACAAUUUAAAUUGCCCUGAUUUUUAACUUUAAUGGACACUUGUGUUACAUGCUUCUACAAUCAAUAUUUUUGUCUGAUUUUUCUCAUUCUAGUUGAUUAAGAUCUUAUUUCUGUGUUAGCUGCUGUAUAGGUGGCUGGUGUGAGUGAAACAUGGGACAAAGUAACUUAAUUUAAUUAUAAACAAUGUUUCCAGUGGACAAUCUUCUUUGUAUUAUUGUAAGUGCAGUACAACUUUCCAAAACCAAAUAAAAGGUGUAAUUUCUACUGUUUUAGAAACAGAAGGAUGUGUAAAAAAAAAAAAAAAGAAAAUGUUGUAAUAAAAAAGGAAACGUC
Molecule: messenger RNA, 2861 nt
Organism: Melanotaenia boesemani (Boeseman's rainbowfish)
Lineage: Eukaryota; Metazoa; Chordata; Actinopteri; Atheriniformes; Melanotaeniidae
Gene: ppm1h
Product: protein phosphatase, Mg2+/Mn2+ dependent, 1H
Exons: 10
Coding region: 159-1703 (514 amino acids)
Biological process (GO): protein dephosphorylation
Molecular function (GO): protein serine/threonine phosphatase activity
Source: RefSeq, a predicted model, not a curated record